GGAAAAUCGUUGGCGCAGUUUUGGUCAAGAGUUGCAGAUUUUCAUUCCCCUUUCCUCCAUUAUUUUUCCGUAAAUUUACCCACUAUUCGCCAUGUAUGUCAUCAAAAGAGAUGGUCGAAAAGAAGACGUUCAUUUUGACAAGAUCAACUACAGGAUAACCAAACUUGGUUAUGGGUUGGACAAGAAUUUCGUCAACACAGCUGAAAUGACCAUGAAGGUGAUCCAGGGCCUGUAUGCUGGCGUCACGACGAUAGAGCUAGACAACCUGGCAGCCGAGACGGCGGCAACAUUGACGGUCAAACAUUCAGAUUAUGCGACGCUUGCUGCCAGGAUCGCUGUCAGCAACCUUCAUAAAGAAACCAAGAAAGUCUUCAGUGAGGUGAUAGAUGAUCUCUACAAAUGGGUGAACCCCAAAACCAACCAACACUCGCCCAUGAUAGAUGACGAGGUGUAUAAGAUCAUCAUGGACAAUGCUGAUUUUUUAAAUUCCAAAAUCGUCUACGAUCGUGAUUUUGGCUACACAUAUUUUGGAUUCAAAACUAUGGAGCGAUCUUACUUACUGAAGAUAGAUGGAAAAGUUGCUGAGCGUCCCCAGCACCUGUUGAUGAGGCUGGCUGUUGGAAUUCACAAGAAAGAUUUAGAGGCAGCUGUGGAGACAUACAAUUUACUCUCCGAAAAAUGGUUCACCCAUGCUUCACCCACAAUGUUCAAUGCUGGGACAAGAAGACCACAACUUUCGAGUUGUUUCCUGUUGACUAUAGGUGGCGACAGCAUCGAGGGAAUAUACGACACGCUCAAACAGUGCGCCCUUAUUUCCAAGAGUGCUGGUGGUAUUGGCCUGAAUGUUCACAGUAUUCGAUCGUUCGGGAGCUAUAUCGCUGGGACAAAUGGCACAUCGAAUGGUCUCCUGCCAAUGUUGAGGGUGUAUAAUAACACAGCACGUUAUGUUGACCAAGGAGGCAACAAGCGCCCUGGCGCCUUUGCCAUCUACCUCGAGCCCUGGCAUGCGGAUAUCUUCGCCUUCCUGGACGCUCGCAAGAAUACCGGUAAAGAGGAAAACCGUGCCAGAGACUUGUUCUACGCGCUCUGGAUCCCUGAUCUCUUCAUGAAGCGGGUGGAGGAAAAUGGCGACUGGACGUUGAUGUGUCCGGCUGAGUGCCCAGGGAUGGCGGAUUGUUGGGGGGAGGAGUUUGAAAAACUCUACACAAGUUACGAGAAAGCAGGGAAAGGUCGGAAGACCAUCAAGGCCCAGACAUUGUGGUCUCACAUCAUUGAUGCCCAGGUUGAGACUGGUACCCCAUACAUGCUGUACAAAGACGCCUGCAAUAGGAAGAGCAACCAGCAGAACUUGGGAACCAUCAAAUGCAGCAAUCUAUGCACGGAGAUUGUGGAGUACAGCAGUCCCGAUGAGGUGGCCGUCUGUAACCUUGCUUCCAUCUCCCUGCCAAAGUUUGUAAACAAAGAAGACCGCACGUUCGAUUUCCAAAAACUUGUUUAUGUAACCGGAGUCAUCGCGAGGAAUCUCAACAAAAUAAUCGACGUCAAUUUCUACCCAGUACCCGAGGCAAAGAAAUCUAACAUGCGUCAUCGUCCGAUUGGUAUCGGUGUGCAGGGUCUUGCUGAUGCCUUCAUCCUGAUGAGAUACCCAUUCGACAGUCCUGAGGCUAUCGACUUGAACAAGAAGAUCUUCGAGACCAUCUAUUACGGUGCUUUGAAAGCAAGUUGUGAGCUUGCCGAGAAGUUGGGACCUUACGAGACAUACGAGGGCUCUCCCGUCAGCAAGGGGAUCUUGCAGUUUGAUAUGUGGGGUGUGAAGCAGACGAACAGACAUGACUGGGAUGGACUUCGAGCAGAUAUCAAGAAGUAUGGUGUGCGGAACAGUCUCCUUAUCGCCCCAAUGCCAACAGCCUCCACCGCACAGAUCCUUGGUAACAACGAGGCUUUCGAAGCCUUCACCAGCAACAUCUACACAAGGAGGGUGCUCGCAGGAGAAUUCCAGAUGGUGAACCAUCAUCUCGUCAAGGAUCUCACAGCCCUAGGUCUCUGGUCCGAUGAUCUGAAGAACCAAAUCUUGGCAUACGGUGGCUCCAUCCAGCAGAUCGAGGGCAUCCCGGAGGACAUCAAGAACUUGUACAAGACGGUGUGGGAGAUCUCGCAGAAGGUUGUGAUUGACAUGGCCGCAGACCGUGGUGCUUACAUCGACCAGAGUCAGUCGUUGAACAUUCAUAUUGCCACUCCUAAUUACGGCAAACUCUCGAGUAUGCACUUCUACGGUUGGAAGAAGGGGCUCAAGACAGGCAUGUACUACUUGAGGACGAAGCCCGCUGCCAACGCCGUCCAGUUCACUGUUGAUAAGACGAAGCUCACCGGCAAGGCGUUGACCAAGGAGGAGAGGGCUGCCCUCGAGGAGGAAGCACUUGCCUGCUCAAGGGCGAACCCCGAGGCUUGUACGAUGUGCAGUGCAUAGACAGCCCUCGUAGCCGGAUGUGUGUCGUGAGAUGACCUUGUGGUGUGGAUCCACCAUAACCCUUCAUUGUCUUCUGUUCAAGUUUGUAACAUUGUUUGAAAAAUGCAACUCUUGGUACCAAAAUCCCUCCUCCUCUGUGGUGUUAGUUCAUCAACACCAAGUGGCACUACAGAACUUACAGGUGGAAAAGGAUUCUCACUUUGUCGAAACUGUUGUCUUUGGGCGUUUAAUUUAUUCUGUUGAUUUCCUUAUCCUGAUCCAACUUGUUCUGCUGAAAGUCUCCUUGGGUUAAAAGUCCUUUUGAGGACUCCUUGUGUCAAGGUUCUUUUUGUUGGAUGCUUGGAGAAUGUGUAUAUUCUCUAAUCCUAUCUGUUGUUGAGUAUGUUAUUAUUUCCUGAUUGGAGCACGUGUUAUAAAAGUCCUUUUUAGGACUCCUUGCUUAUUGCGAGGUUUAUUGUUUUGGACUGGGACUUGUGCCACGGAGGGGAGGGGAUGGUUCUGUACAUGAAAUGUACAACAUUGUCCAUCCAUGUGAAGUUUUGUUUAUGUUGACUUAACUCCUGGCUGUUUAUAAAAACUGGGUCGAACCAAAUGUGAAUUGUGUGGAAGAAAACACUAAACACUUGACAGUUAAAAUUAAGUUCAGCUGAUGAAACUCUGAUGGACAGACCCAAAAUAAUGUAUUUGGAAUAUUAGUCAUCCUAUUGGUGAUUAGUUUAGACCUGAUCUUGUAAGUUUUCAGAUCUGUAAAUGUGCAUUUAUACUUGUGUGUUGAUAUAUAUAUUGUAACGGUUGUAUAUGUUGUGACUUGUUAGAAGGACUGCCGGUUUUGUUUUUACCAAAACGGGUCAAGUACUGAAUCCAGAUAUCAUCACACAAUGUGACUUAUAUCAUGCAAGUCAUGAAAGGAAAAGUCCGUUUCAUAUGCACGAGUUUACACCAAAAAUGUUUAACCCAGCUCACUGUUCAUAGAACUGCAUGUAUUGGUCAAAAUAAACCAUUUACAUUAUUUAA
Lineus longissimus is the source of this 3481-nucleotide messenger RNA. Its product is annotated as ribonucleoside-diphosphate reductase large subunit-like. The record is from RefSeq and is a predicted model, not a curated record. Gene Ontology annotation, cellular component: ribonucleoside-diphosphate reductase complex. The transcript is spliced from 16 exons. NCBI's taxonomy places the organism in Eukaryota, Metazoa, Nemertea, Pilidiophora, Heteronemertea, Lineidae. Gene Ontology annotation, biological process: deoxyribonucleotide biosynthetic process; DNA replication. Bases 92 to 2467 code for a protein of 791 amino acids. Gene Ontology annotation, molecular function: ATP binding; ribonucleoside-diphosphate reductase activity, thioredoxin disulfide as acceptor.